This is a messenger RNA of Stylonychia lemnae, 1641 nucleotides long. NCBI's taxonomy places the organism in Eukaryota, Ciliophora, Spirotrichea, Sporadotrichida, Oxytrichidae. The record is from the annotation of a GenBank genome assembly.
AUGAAUUUUCAAAAGCAACCAUUUGACUUCCAACAAUUUCAACAAAAUAACUUGUUUAAAAAGCUGUAAUAGCUAAACAAUGGCGAUAGAGACCAAUCCCCCCUUAUUUAUUAAUCAGAUUCAAGUCACUCAUCAAGAUCUUCAGCUUUAACAUUAGAAAAUGUCUCAUAACAAUCGCGGGAAGAAAUUUCAAAUUUGAAAAGACUUUAAUCAAUCAACCAUAGCUAAGUCAACAAUUUCUCAAGUAACUAAGUACUUAGCUCAAGACCCCGUCUGCUAAAAAGAUUAGGCAAUGGCAGUCAUGUGUCCAAGCAGCAGAAUUGCAAUCCUUUUCAGCUGAAAUAGGGAAUGCAAGCUAGAAUUUCAGUACCUGAUGAGGCUAACCAGAAUUUCAGCAGUUGCGGUUCAAGUAACUAUCACAUGAAUGAAUGCUACUAAAUUCAAUACAAAGGUAGCAGUAGUAACUCAAAUACAGAUUGCUUUUAACAAAUGAAUAGAAACUUCUCAAGCGCCACAACUACAAUCACAGCAUAAUCAGUGGGAACAGCAGAUGAUCAAUUUGAAUGCGUGUUUUCUGUAAACAACAGUCCUUAAUAAUGUCAGAUGUCCAAGAAAAUCAAUAAAAGGCUCUUUGAAGAUAAAGAAAACAUUCCACCACUUUAUUAAACUAACUCUCUCCCAAAAGUUCACAUCUAUAUUGAUCAGGAUUAAGAAUCAUGCAAUAUGUAGAUGAAUUCAUAGAAGGAAGACUAGGAGAUGGACGAGGAGGAGGACAUCGAUGAUGAGGAUUUCUAGGAAUUUGAAUAUAAUGAGAGAAGACCUCUCGAUUAGCUGCUUCACUAGAUAGGGAAAAAUGAAUUCAAGUACGAUCCAGAAAACGGAGGAGGUCGACGCAGAAGAAUCAAGAAAAUCUCUAGAAUAGAUAUGAUUCAAAUGCAAGAGAAGCAUGAGAGGAAACAGUCCAUUCAGCGUCCAAAAAUCCAGAAAUAAAAAAAAACUAAGGACGAGUAACCGAUAAUAUUAUAAGCGAGUCACAGACCUCUAGGGAUAUCAGAGAAUCUAUACUCUAUUGACUCUGAUGCCAGAAUUCUUCCAACCUUAGACGAUUGCAGAAAUCCUGAACUUAACUCUAUUGACCCAAACGCACUUGGAAAUCUUUUCUAUCUUUGUAAUGACUCCAGGCCUAUCAACAAACUCAUCAUUGACUGUAGAUUCGAUUAUGAGUUCGCUGGUGGACAUAUCCUAGGAGCCAUUAAUAUCAAUACCCCCGAGUAGAUGGAAGAAUUUUUCUUUUAAAACAAAGCAAAUAUUGAAAAUUUAAUGAACUCAUAGACAGUGAUAAUAUUUCACUGUGAGUUCAGCUAGCACAGAGGACCCAAGAUGUACAGGGCUCUCCGUGAGAUUGAUAGAAGACUACACAUUGACUUCUAUCCUCAACUGUUUUACAACGAGAUUUAUUUAUUAGAAGGAGGCUUCAAAGACUUUUAUAGUAAAUACCCUCAGCUAUGCGAAGGUACUUAUGUGCCAAUGGCUGAUAAAAAUCAUAAAAAAGAUUGCAAGGAGCAAUUCAGUAAAUGCAAAAAAGUAUAUAAGCAAUACUCGACAAGAGAGGUUUCAGAUAGACUGAACACAAUAUCUUGA